Molecule: messenger RNA, 1386 nt
Organism: Mycotypha africana
Lineage: Eukaryota; Fungi; Mucoromycota; Mucoromycetes; Mucorales; Mycotyphaceae
Exons: 1
Coding region: 86-1282 (398 amino acids)
Source: RefSeq, a predicted model, not a curated record
UUUGUUUUUUUUUUGUUUUUUUUUUUUCUUUUUUUUUUUUUUCGGUUCAAUUUCUUCAAUUUCUUUCCUCCACUCCACUCUCUUCAUGCCAGUGCCUACUUCUUCUGUCACUAUGGAUACCAAACAUUGCAUUGAUGUGGCUAUUGAGAAAGCCAACAUGGCCGUUCAAUACGAUGCCGCCAAUGACAUCCCUUCCGCCAUUGCCGCUUAUACUGAAGCCGUCCAAUAUUUAUUCAACGCAUUACAGCAACAACAACAACAAAAAGAAGCAUCUCGUCAUGAUGGAGGAGGAGCGACCGAUCCACACGAUAUCGACGGCUUAAUGUCUAUCUGCCAUAUUUAUAUGGAACGUAUCGAUUGCUUGUCCCAUUUAAAAGCCGUCCUUCCUCAAAAACAACAAGCCACCGUUAUUGCUUCCGGAAAUGACUGUACCAACCACCACCAUAAAUCAAAAUUCAAUAGUGUCUUUAUGAACAUUUUUCAUAAAAAGACCAUCAAAAAGAAAAAGUCGCUCCAUGUCCAUCCUCCACAGCAUCCCUCUCAUUCUCCUACGACGACGUCUCUGCCACAUCUGAAAACAUCCACAAGUACACCUCUUCCUACUACUACUACGACGACGACGACGGCUGCAGUUUCCAUGACGGCUACCCAUCCACCCUAUGAUACACCAUCCGAGAGUCGCAAGCAAACACGCUCCUUUUCAGAAAACCUCCAUCAAUAUCUCGGUAAAGCGCUCUCUUUUCCUGGCCAUUCUUCUUUCUCUCCCUCUUGUCCUGUUUCUACCACCGCCACCACCACCACCACCAACGCCUCUGCUUCUACUAUUUAUUACUGUCAACAACAACAACAAAAGCAAUUCGAUCAUUAUAAAAGAAAUAGCUAUCCAGAAAGUCUUUCUUCGACUCUCUCUACCUCCUCCUCUUCCUUGAAGAGCAGUCGCAGUAGUCGUAGUAGUAGUAGUAGUCGUCGUAGUAUCAGCAGUAGUCAUACGAAUACAAACACCACGACCCUGGCCACGCAACCACCUUGCCAAAAACAGUACAACAUGAACCGUGACAGUUACGUGGACCACGACCCACUUUCGCCCUCCUCUUCUUUUUUUUAUCUAGAUAAUACCAGCAGUCAUGAUCAUCCUACGCAUAUACCCUAUCAACACCUACUCAAAAGCGGUGGUGGUGGUGCUUCCGUCAUCCCUCAUUGUCAUUAUCCUGCCUCGACGGGUUCCAUGACCAUGAUAGAUCCAAACAUCAUUUUAAAUUAUCCCGAAGCCAAAGUACUCUAAAAACAUUAAACAUCAGAAAAUAAAAAUUUCCCUUUUUGGGAAUCCUUUUUGCUUUUUUUUUAAAACCGAUAACCUGCAUUCUGUAAAAUAAACUUUAAUGGAUC